GGUGGCGAAGGGGUGAUAAUUUGGGGCUUUCCUCCAACCUCAGGCAGCUCUCUAGGGUUUCUCUCUGGGGCGGCUCUCUGCUGCCACUGUCUUGGAGCAGCUAUCUUGUGGGUGGGACUUUUUUUUUUUUUCCGCCAGUCGCUUUCGCCUUAGAUGUAGCUACUGUUGAACCGUGAUACACGCUAGCUGAUAUUGAUGUUGUGUACUUUCAGUGUGGCCAGACAUUACUAACUUUAUGACUCCAGGAGAAAAUGGAUUUUAAUGUGAAAAGAUUCGCGGCGGACGCCGGAACCUUCCUUAGUCGAGCGGUGCAGUUUACAGAAGAGAAACUGGGCCAAGCUGAGAAAACCGAGUUGGAUGCACACUUGGAAAAACUUCUGACUAGAGCAGAAUGUACAAAACACUGGACAGAGAAGAUUCUGAAGCAAACAGAAGCAUUACUACAGCCCAACCCCAAUGUGCGGAUAGAGGAAUUCUUGUAUGAGAAAUUGGAUAAAAAAGCCCCCACACGGAUGAAUAACCAUGAGCUUUUGGGGGAAGCCAUGAUAGACUUUGGGAACGAGUUUGGGCCUGGCACAGCCUACGGAAAUGCGCUGGUAAAGUGUGGGGAGACUGAGAAGCAGAUUGGAGGAGCUGAGAGGGAAUUUAUCCAGAGCUCAGCCAUUAAUUUUCUUACACCUUUCCGGAACUUUCUGGAGGGUGACUUCAAAACGAUACUGAAAGAACGGAAGCUACUGCAGGUCAAACGUCUGGACCUCGACGCAGCCAAGACCAAGCUGAAGAAGGCCAGGGUGAUGGAGGCCCGAGCUGCUGCAGAGCAGGAUGUAAAGAUGACCCAGAGCGAGUUUGACAGGCAGGCCGAAAUCACCAGACUGCUCCUGGAGGGAGUCAGCAGCACACAUGCCCAUCACCUUCGCUGCUUGAACGACUUUGUCGAGGCUCAGACCACCUAUUACGCGCAGUGUUAUCAGUACAUGGUCGACCUCCAAAAACAGCUCGGAAGCUUCCCUUCCACGUUUUCCUCCAGUAGUAACCAGACGGGAGGCGGUGCCAAUGUCUCUGUGCCCACCCUGCCGGUGUCCACGUCGCCCGCCGCCGCUCCAAGAAAAUGCUCCUUGGGGUUCGGCGAGCUACUCACCGCGGGGGGCAGUCGCCGGGCGCGUGUGCUCUACGACUACGACGCUGCCGGGAGUAGCGAGCUCUCCUUACUGGCUGAUGAGGUGAUUAUGGUGAGUAGCGUGCCAGGCAUGGACUCGGACUGGCUUAUGGGAGAGCGUGGGAACCAGAGGGGCAAAGUGCCAAUAACCUACCUAGAGCUGCUGAACUGAAGAGGGGAGAUGGGGAUUCAAGAGUUGAAUGCCAAGAGUAAACACAAACAAACAACAACAAAAAAAAAACCGCUGCAUAUAAUUCACGUGUGAUUUAACACAUUUAAUGCAUAUGUGCAACUAUGCUUCUGUGAGCUCCGUCCAUGCAGACAGUGUCUAUGGAUGUUUAGGCCACCAAGGGAAGUCUCAUUAGAGGCCUUUCUGUUUACAAGCUGAUCAGUUGAUGUUUGCAGCACUCCGUUUGGUAACGCGGGACAAACUGUGACCUUGAAAAUGUGGCCUUCAUUUUGAAAUGUGUGCAAAAGGAAUCACUUGACUUAUGACUGAACCUUUUAGGUUGGAAAGACAUCCAGUUCCUGCCCACAGUGGAACCUGCCAAGCUUGAGUGCCUGUAAUCACAGCCACAGUGCCUCGGUACACACUGCUAGCAGAACGCUUAGCUGUUUGCUCCAGUUCUAUGGCUUAUGUACAAUUAACCCCUUUGCCCCCAAAUACCUCCAUUUCCCACCUCCUUUUAGUCGAAAUGUCAGUUGAAACAGUUUUUUAAAACAAUUUUUAAAUACCUUUUUACUUUUACUUCGUAGGCAAAACAUUGUGGAAAGUGGACCAGCAGUAUUCAGUGUAACAUUUGUAAAGUGUUUUACAGUUUAGUUUAUUGUAAGGUACAGUUAAGUUGAUUGAAUACUGUAAGUUCUGAUCUUGUGUGCCUUAAUGUCAUUGUGCCUUCUUCUAAAGUUGACAGUAGUUCUUUUCAGGUAUCUGAAACAGAAAUGGUGGUCUAAUGAAUGUUAGGCAGCAUUAGGGCUAUACAGUGUGACAGACUGCACCAAAUGUUCAUUUACAGCUGUGUUUGUGGUUAAAUUCAACUCUUCACAUGACUCUUCCUGUUUACGGGUUAAGUAUAAGUAUUAUUUGGGGUUAAUAUUCAAUUUGAAAAUGCAUUGUUUUUGGGUUUUUGUUUUGGACAAAACAUUUUUAUUACUAGUCUGUCUUAAGAUGAAAGCUGGCGUCCGUUUUAAAGGAUGACUUUUAUUUGAAA
Messenger RNA from Electrophorus electricus (electric eel), 2367 nucleotides. It is a transcript of the gene sh3glb1a, whose product is annotated as SH3-domain GRB2-like endophilin B1a. Gene Ontology annotation, biological process: membrane organization. Gene Ontology annotation, molecular function: protein binding. The record is from RefSeq and is a predicted model, not a curated record. Gene Ontology annotation, cellular component: membrane; cytoplasm. NCBI's taxonomy places the organism in Eukaryota, Metazoa, Chordata, Actinopteri, Gymnotiformes, Gymnotidae.